Messenger RNA from Limanda limanda (common dab), 897 nucleotides. Its product is annotated as ankyrin repeat domain-containing protein 29. The transcript is spliced from 10 exons. The coding region runs from base 1 to 897 and encodes 298 amino acids. The record is from RefSeq and is a predicted model, not a curated record. Lineage: Eukaryota; Metazoa; Chordata; Actinopteri; Pleuronectiformes; Pleuronectidae. Gene Ontology annotation, molecular function: protein binding.
AUGUCUGUCAAGAAGGAAACACCCCUGUCUAAUGCUGUGUUUUGGGCAGCGAGGAAGGGGAACCUGGCUCUGCUUCAGCUGCUGCUCAACAGCGGCCGUGUGGACGCAGACUGCAGAGACAGUUAUGGAACGACAGCGCUGAUGGUGGCGUCGUACAGCGGCCAUUAUGAGUGUGUCAAAGAACUUAUCAUGCAAGGAGCGGACAUCAACUACCAGAGAGAGACCGGUUCUACCGCUCUGUUCUUCGCCUCCCAGCAGGGACACCGUGACGUGGUGAAGCUCCUCUUUGAGUUUGGUGCCUCCACUGAAUUCCAGACAAAGGAUGGUGGCACCGCUCUCACCGCCGCCGCUCAGUAUGGACACUCCAAGGUGGUGGACACGCUGCUGAGGAACGGAGCCAAUGUUCACGACCAGCUGCAUGACGGUGCCACGCCUCUGUUCCUCGCUGCCCAGGAGGGUCACGUGACGGUGAUACGUCAGUUGCUCGCCUCUGGUGCCAAGGUCAAUCAAGCAAGAGAGGAUGGCACUGCCCCCCUGUGGAUGGGGGCUCAGAUGGGUCAUAGUGAGGUGGUGAGGGUGCUGCUCUUGCGAGGUGCCGAUCGAGAUGCUGACAGACAAGAUGGAUCAACAGCGUUAUUUAAAGCAGCUUUAAAAGGACACGGCAGUGUCAUCGAGGAGCUCCUCAAGUUUUCUCCUUCACUCAGCCUUCUCAAGAAUGGCUCCACGGCCCUACAUGCUGCUGUAAUGGGGGGAAAUCUGCGAUCCGUUCUGCUGCUGCUCGGGGCCAACGCAGACCCCACACUGCCAAACAAACAGAAUGAACUCCCUGCUGAUCUUACAAAGAGCGAGCGCAUCCUCAAAGUUUUACGUCCAAGCAUCCUGAACGGAGACAGCUGA